CUAGACCUGCCCUCGGCGCUUCUCGGAGUCCCGUUGCAGCAGCAGGAGGAAGAGGAAGGUCCCCUGAGGAAGAGCUCUCGCUGCCCCCACGUCGCCGCUUCCCGAGGGAUGGAGCCUGGCCAGGGAGGGCUGAGGUCUGCCUUCUCGCUUGCAGGAGAGUGGCGAGGGAAGAUGGAGGAGGGGAAAGCGUAUUCACCAGACGGGGUGUUCGCUCACCUGGAAAUGCUGGAGGCGCGGGCUCAUGAGGCAGCCGUGAAGCAAGAGGAAAUGGAGGAGCAAGAAGAGAAGCUGGCCAGGCUGAAAGCGAGAGUGCAGGAGCUGAGACUCCAGAGGGAUGAGCUGCGGGCUAAAGUGGACCUGCAGCAAAAGGGGCAACUUGGGAAAGAAGGAGUCGUGUCGGAUCCGGCACAGCCCAGUGCUCGGGCUGUUUUAGAGUGGAAGAUAAAAAGCGUUAAGGCCAUGCUGCAGAUCUUUUACCUCACAGGGAUCAGUGGGAAGCUGACCAAGCGGGGAGUCUGUUUCUGCAUCAGCACGGCUUACGAGGGCACCUACCUGGAUUCCUACCACCUGGACCUGCUCACCAAGGCAGAAGUGCAGAUUCACCGCCACUCCGUCCCCGUCUUCAUCCCCCUGGAGCAGAUCGCCAAGAAGUACUUGCAGACGGACAUCAGGCGCUUCUUAUCCGUCCUGUCAGACCACCUCAACGCUUACGCGGGGAGGAGGUACCAGGCAGACCAGUUACAGGACCGCUUUUCAGACCGGAUAGAAGGAACCUUGCAGAGGAACUCCUUGUGUAACUUGCUGGUCUUUAAUUACAACGUGUCAAGGAAAAGCAAGACCUUUCCAUUCAACGUGAGGCUGCUUUACGGAGAUCUCUGUUGCAGCCUCCCCACUGAAGUCACCGUUUCCUGCACACCGGACGCUCCCGCAUCUCUAGCAGAGACGGCAGCAGCUCACUCGGACCUGUUUCGCCGCGUGGCCCUGCACAAAGCCUUCCGCUCCUUCAGCAGCGCUGAAGGAAGCGUGGAUGGAGCACCGUAAGCCACCCUGGCUCUCCUCAGUAACGCGCCUCCCGGAGCUCCCGCGCCUGCGGGGAGCCAUCUCGAAACGCACGUGUUUUCCGCGGACUGCAGCACUGCUGCUGGGAACCCCACCUCCCACCCCGAGGAGCAAUUGGCCCAGUUUGAAUCGUGAGAGCAACGUCUCCGUGAGGCUUUCGGGUGUCUGUCGCUGCAGGUAAUCUUUCCCCAGCGCUGUCCUUCUUGCUUGUUCGGGUGCCGCAGAACUCCACAGUUGCAGGAAACGCCUCCUGGUCGGAAUGAGAAACUGUGUUAAAACUUCAUAGAUCGCGGUGCUUUGGGGGCAGUGCCCCGUGGAUCAGCACCGUGCACGUACCCAGUGCACCUCAAAAAGAGGGGAGCAAGCGGAAUAACCUGUGCCCUGCUUACUACAGCCGGGAAAGGACCUCUGGAAGCUGGAAGGGGUUGAGGGACAGAGGUGAGGUUUAGUUAUUGCCAGCAGCAACCCGUGCCCUCGUGUGGGCUCUGUUAAUGCCCCCCCCACAAGCACGAACACUGAACUUUCCAGAAAAUUUCACACCAGCAGUGGCUUUACGCGGGCUCUUUCCUUCCCUUCAGGCAUGGGGCAGCUUUGCUGGUGUCCCGUCGUUGUGCUUCAAGUCUGGAUCAGAUCUUUAAAAACUUGCUGUUUUGUAACGGUACUUUAAAAACUUGCUAACAAAAGUUCUACGUUACUGAAAUUGUGGUGUUUCAAAAAAAUCUGUUGAUUUCCUUUAGCCUUAUAAUGUGGUUUAGUAGAAUAGAAGGGAGUUUAAAUGACAAUAUAUAUAACGU
Molecule: messenger RNA, 1853 nt
Organism: Pygoscelis adeliae (Adelie penguin)
Lineage: Eukaryota; Metazoa; Chordata; Aves; Sphenisciformes; Spheniscidae
Gene: CENPO
Product: centromere protein O
Exons: 6
Coding region: 109-1041 (310 amino acids)
Cellular component (GO): Mis6-Sim4 complex; kinetochore
Source: RefSeq, a predicted model, not a curated record